Molecule: messenger RNA, 9683 nt
Organism: Hypanus sabinus (Atlantic stingray)
Lineage: Eukaryota; Metazoa; Chordata; Chondrichthyes; Myliobatiformes; Dasyatidae
Gene: reep1
Product: receptor accessory protein 1
Exons: 6
Coding region: 1-603 (200 amino acids)
Biological process (GO): endoplasmic reticulum tubular network organization
Cellular component (GO): cytoplasmic microtubule; endoplasmic reticulum tubular network; endoplasmic reticulum membrane
Molecular function (GO): microtubule binding
Source: RefSeq, a predicted model, not a curated record
AUGAUAUGCAUUAGUGUAACAGAUGUUAUCUUUUGUAGGCUGAUUUUUGGCACACUCUAUCCAGCUUAUUCUUCAUACAAGGCUGUAAAGACAAAGAAUGUAAAAGAAUAUGUAAAAUGGAUGAUGUACUGGAUCAUAUUUGCACUGUUCACCACAGUGGAAACAUUCACAGACCUAUUUCUUCCAUGGUUUCCGUUUUAUUAUGAACUUAAGAUUGCCUUUGUAAUUUGGCUGCUCUCCCCCUACACGAAAGGCUCUAGUGUUCUCUACAGGAAAUUUGUGCAUCCAACACUCUCUUCAAAAGAGCAGGAGAUCGAUGAAUACCUGAGCCAGGCAAAGGAUCGGAGCUACGAGGCGGUGGUGCAGUUCGGAAGGCGUGGGCUGAAUGUGGCGGCGACUGCUGCUGUCACAGCUGCUGCCAAGGGACAAGGAGCUCUCUCGGAGAGGCUAAGAAGCUUCAGCAUGCAAGACCUGACGAUGAUUCGAGGAGAGAGCAUCGAUGAUCCAACUGAACAGAUAAGCAGUGCACAGAGCCAAGCCCAGAGUACACCACGGAACAUCACAGAGACAGUUGAUAACUCGGGCAGAGCAAAGGCACCCUAAUCCACCACCCAGGAGAAAAAGUACCUCAGGCUGUAGCAGCGAAUCCAUGUGAUGCCAAGGAACCAUCGGACUGGAGUGACUGGAUUUGCCCUCCUUUUUGUUUUUGUCCUGCCUUCACAAGCCAAGCAACAAGUGACACACAGGGAACUGCAGAGGAACCCCUGGCUAGAGAGUGCUUCAUGUUUUCUGCAGAUGCCUUCAGCGACUGUUCAUGGGUAUAAACCGCAUCGUAACGUGUUUCUGUUUUGUCUCUGUUAGCUUCCAAAAUUUACACGUGGUUGUUGAAACAAAAAUUCAGGAGUGAUGGGGAAGUGAUUGAAAUGCUUGUAGGUCCAAAGUGUCUUCAGAUUUAUGUAAGAACAUUCCAACAUGUAGUGUUUUCACUUUGGAGCAAUCUAGAAACAAAAAUUGAUCAAAAUCUUAUGUAAACAGGGAAAUCUACUCUACAAUAUACAGGUACGUUUGUUCCACUACUCACAGGGAUAACUGUUCUUCAAUAUAUAGGCACUUAUGCUAUUUUGUGUACAAGGAUUUCUGUCACACCCUGUACACAAAUGCAUUAUUCUGAGCACUGGUGUAUGUGAUGUAUGCAUAGGUAUAUGUGUUGUACUAUGCACAGGUAUAAAUAACGUUUUGUGCACAGUAUGUGCUGUCGUCUGCACUGGAAUGUCAAUUGCAUCAUUCAUAGGUAUGUCUGCUGACUCUGCACAAGUGUGUCUGCUGUGUUGUACAUAAACACAUUAAAUGUAUGAUCUGAAACUCUAAUCACAUUGUGCACAAUGAGAAGACUGACCAGGCUACUGGGAUGAAUCUCCUUGGAAUUGCACUGUUGAUGAUGACAGUCAACGUUUUAUUUUUGCACCUAGACAAAAAAAAAACAAAAGGCGUAGCAGCUUUUAUGUUUCUUUACCUGGUUCCAUUGGAUUGAUGUUCUUCUGGUCUCUGCUCGUUGCUGCAUCAUAUUCAAACAGAACACUAUCCAUUUAGGAAGCCAAAGGGCUGAUUUCCUCUCACUACUUCUUCCAGCGAGACAAUUUAAGUAGCAAGUGAGAACUGUCACUUAUGAUAAAAGCAUUACAUGCUCAGGCAAGGAUGGACAUUGAAAUGAUAGAGGAACACAUUCAACUCUUGAGCAUGUCCUACCGUUCAGCUAGAUUAUGGCCAAUCUGCUGCCUCAAAUCCAUUAACCUGCCUUUGCUCCAUUUUUCAAACUCACUAUGAAAUUUAAUAUAUUCCUUCCUUUGAAAGUCCUAUUCUGUGAUGGUAAUUCCCAUGAUUAAUUUGUCAGUUAGUUGAAGGAUCCCAGUGGAAUAUUAUUGAAAAUAAAUAAGACUAUAGAAAGAAUGCACCAAUAAAUGUGAUUUUUCUUUUAGGGAGGGAGGAGUGAGCAUUGCAUUUCUCUCGUUUUCAUGCAUAUUUAGCACAAUUUCUCCAGCAGUGAAAAUUGAUUGCAGGAAUAUGGUAACCCAGAUAUUGUAACCACAUCUCUGUAAAGCUGAAUGAAGCUAUUUCACAGUUGUGUGUGCAGCAUUGUUAGAGUCAACUAUGGCUGUGGAAGGAAAUAUUGGAAAAUGCCACAGUGGGGAAGUUACAUCGGGCAGGAUUAUUAUACAGUGGAUUCUCAUCAGCUGGUUAGUGCUUUGAGCAGCAGAAUUAGAUACAAUUUUAGCAAAUGUUCUUUCUACUAAUAUUAUAUGGCAUGCCUCAUUCAACAUUAAAAAACAAUCCUGGAACCUUCUUGGCUGCUUAAAAAUGUAUUUUCAUUCCCCUUCACCCUAAAGAUUUCCCUUUGCUCUGUAACGUGCCCUUGUCUUUGUGAAGAAAGGGGAGUUUUCAGCUGUGGCUCAGUUUAGCAAGUGUACACUUUUCGUACAUUUUUGGUGCAAGUGUGUUGCUAAAGUCCUCCAGACGCUUGAAUUUAGAAGAGGUCCAUGAACUAUGAAAGGAUUGUGCCCACACCAGGCUCAAAUGAAGAUGAACUGCUGAAACUGGAGGUGAAACAGCUAACUUUAGAUAUUGGGGAAGAACCAUAUCCUUUUGGCCUCGAGAGUGUCAAAUUGUGGCUUUAGAGUAUAACCAGUGUCUUAUUUUAAACUCAGGCUCAGAUCUUCUCAAAAUCAACACUGUAGCAGAUGAGAUAUAUGUCUGAAAUUGUAAUCCUACAUUUAGGUGAUGGAGGCAGAUGAAUGAAUGGCAGAGUGUGUCCAUUUGCUGCCUCAGCGGUCCCAUUUCUAUUGAGGAUUACAAUAGGCUCCAAGGAGGCAAGACAAUGGACAAGGACCCUGAGCCCAUGAUUAAUGAUGUACAAGUAAGUGGCAGGCUAAGAUAAUCAUUAGUGAUAGAGUGUUGUAGGCUAUACAUUUGGUACUUUGUGAUUUUUAAAGCCUUGGAAUAGCCUGGCUUUUGCAGUGGUUUUGAAAGUUCAUACACUUGGAUGGGACUUGACAAGUAGUUGUAGCAUUUUUGAGACAGUUUUUAUUAUAAAGUAGCUUGUGGGGGGAAAAGAUUGAAAUAAUUAACCCUUUCCUUGCAUGCUUUCCAUUCAGAUUUCUAACUCUCAAAUUGUAUGGAGCAAAAGUGAAGUUGUAGAGGUUUACACUGAUACUGGGGUUUCUUAUUUGGGGAUGUGUUUAGUUGCUAGAACUUCCUUUUAUCAGGUGCGGUAGUGAUUGACUAGAACAGCUGGCUUGUGCUGAUUUGAGUGUACUUUAGAAUUUCAUUAGCUCGUUACUUAGUGACUCAUUGGUUAGCUUUUGAGCAGGUUGAUAUCUUUCAUGUGAGUUGGUAAAACCAAGGCCUUGUGAGGUCUCCGAGGUAUAGAUGCUACUUGGAACUAGAGUGGUUCAUAUCACUCAACACCCAGCAGAGAUAAUCUGGUCAUUGUCACAUUCCAAUGUGCUAAUUUGCUGUCAGAAUUAUUUUGCAAAGCAGUUCAUUGCUUUAAAGCACAUUGGGAUAUCCUAAUGCUGUGAAAUACACCAGACAAAUGCAAAUAUUUAUUGCCUAGAGCAAGUUUAAACUGAUCCUGUCACCAAAUUUCAUGUCAAAUCACCAGCUGCUUCAGGUCUCUUACAUCUGUACCCACAUUAAAGUUUAAAGCCCUUGAUUCUCUUCUGGACAUCAGUUAUAAGUUAUGAACAAUUUUCCUACUUAUCAACUUAUCUCUAAAAUGUUGGAUCAUGCAAUUAGGUCUAGUAUACAUAAAGCAAUAUUUUUUGUGGUAAGUGUAUGAUUUGCAAUGAAUUUUAAGACUGCUGGUUGUUUUCAAAUCUGGAAAUCCAGGUGAAGGGCUGAGUCAAGGGUUAAAAGUGGAAGUCCUAGAAUUAAAUCCUAAAACUCCAAGUAGGGAUCUUUGGAAAAGGGUAAAGAUAAGGAUAGUGUGCUUGUCAAAGGGCUAUAUGUGUUAGUGCUAAUCCUUUUAAUGUUGAGGAAACUUUGUCACGUAAUACUGGUGAUCUGCUGACUAGUUUUUACUGUUGAUGGUGAUGUUAUUAUAAGAAGUAUGAAAGAAGCAGAGUUCCAAACUUGCUGUGAGGUAGAACCAUGUACAACAUUAGGGAGUGGUGGGGUUGGGGAUGUUAAGAUGUCUUAAUAUUACAGGUCUUACUAUCAAUCCAAUGUUGUAGAAAAUUGCUUAUUUUAAUUGUGCCCCCUUUCCAUAGCUUUCCACCAAAUGCCAUUGUAAAUAGGUGUUCAUUAACAAUAAUAAUCCCUUUGUGAAACUGAUCUUAAACUAGUUGAUAUUUCAUAUCCUCUUUCGGGAUGUUAGUAUUUGUCGAAUCCAUAAACUGCUGCCUUAAACCAUUGGGGUAAAUGUACUCCCAGAGUACAUUUGAAGGGAGAUAGCCCAAUACCAAUGAAGGACUUGCACUAUGCUGCCAAGUCAAGAUGGUGAUACUUUGCAGGGGAAGCUUGCAAGUAGUGGCCUCCAGUCCUGGUGAAGGGUCUCAGCCUGAAACAUCAACUGUUCAUUUCCCUCCAUAGAUACUGCCUGACCUGCUGAGUUCCUCCAGUAUUUAGUGUGUGCUGCUCAAAAUUUCCAGCACCUGCAGAAUCUCUUGUGUUUCUGAAGUGGUGGCAUUCCAUGUGUCAGUCAUCUACAGCUUUUAGAUGAUAGAUGUCACAAAUUUGAUAGGUACUGUCAAGGGAAAUAUCAGUGAAGGAAUUAAUCCCUGUGUUUCUUAUAGUUUUGUGGAGCUUCUGCUUUCUCCAACUUUACUAAGAGUAAUUUAAAAUGUUUUAGUGCUUUGAGAGCUAUUGUUUAGGAUCUCCAGUACCUGGAUGCCCAGUGUCUCUGUAUCGCAAGCACCUAAUUGGACAAUCAGAGGUGAAAUGAGCACUGGAACUGGCUUUCAACAUUGAAAUUAGUUCUAUGUUUUCCAGGAGGCUCAUGGUCUGCCGAAAUACCAUGGUGAGAGUGAUGAGAACAAGAAGAUGUAAAGACUUUACUUUGAUGAGAAAUCGUGUAAAGGAACAAAGUCACUGUGAUACGAGGCUCUAAGAAAUGUAUAACGUACAAUCUAGCAUGCUAUUGAAGAGCUAUUUAUAAAUCAUCCUUUGUCUCAAACAUUGCUGGAUCAUUGCUGGAUCAGUUUUUCUUACAACAGCUUUCCUUGCUUUUUUAGCAGCAACUAUCACAACUGCUUAGAGCAUUUUGCUGAGAGUUUCUGGUGUGUGAUCAUCUCUUGAUGCUUUUCCUCUCUUGCUCCUAUUUCUUUAUGAACCAGCGUUUGUUCUUUGAAUACUUCUUUUUGGCCUCUUGCAUACACUUUUUGAGCUUGCCACAGACAAGAUCACUAUUUGCCUUACAAACUACUGUAUCUUGGACUUAUUCUCUGUAUAAGUGCAUCUUUUAUGGUAUAGAUGGCAUUGUAAUCAAUGAUGUUACCUAGAAGUCUUUAUAGUUUAGGUUCAAAGAAGCAACUCGUUACAGCAAAUAUCAGAGUGUUGCCUUUUGUAAACUUAAUUCAUCACAAGUCCAACUUUGCUUCCUUUUCAACUUGAGGCAAAUAUUUGUCUGAAUGAAAAUUUGUAACUACUAGGUCAUGGCCCUAACUGAACACUUUUGAGGUGAGUGUUGGUAAGUGUUUCAUGUAUUUUAAAUUGAUGCUAUAUCCAUCAGUCAGGGGUCCAAUGUGGACAAGCACUUAAGGUGUUUGUUGUUAGUGAGCAGCUUGCCCAGAAUACUCACAGCAGUGUAUUUGUUCUGUUCCUUUAUAUCCAAUUCUAUGAGCUGUUUGCUGCGGUUGGAUCCACUAAUAAACUUCUGUUUCAGAAGGCAUGUUUGGAUCUCCUGACCAAGAACAUUGUUCAGCUUGGGAAUCACUGGCACUGCAACCUCAAAGAGAUGCACACUAUCUUCUAUCAUGGGAAGGUGAUUAGCGAGGGACUAGCAACAUUGACUUGUGUGAAAGAGCUGUAGUAGAAUUCUUGUUAUGGUCUUUUAUUUUUCAUUGGAUCCAAUUCUUUUUGUAUAGUUCUUUCUUUGCAUUGCUCUGGACUUCUGAUAUAGGUUAGAUAUCAGAUCAAGGUGCAGAUUCCUGUUUUAUAAAGAAAUAGAAAGUGGGCGACAGUGUAAGCACUUAGCAACAAAAGUAUAUACACAGUGACAUCAAGCACUGACAACAAGCUAGUGCAUUAAGCCAUAUUACAAUUCACCUGAAGAUAUUGGGAAAUCAGGCCCAAGAACUCAUGCAGAUCUGUUGACCAAUAAUAUUCAUUGGGCUUGCACUGUUUCUUACAUGCUUUGUGAAUGUGCUGAUGUGAGUCCAUGUGUGGUUCCUUCACUCUGAAUGAGCAUUCCCAAACAAUUCUGAAAGCCCUUCUUAAUGUUGGCUAAGUCCAUCACGAUAGACAUCCUCAAUGAACAAGAGGGCAGUGUUCAUGUGAGGUUUACAGAAUCUAUCCUUUCCUUGGUCUGAUGAGAGCUUAGCUAGCUCAAACUCUAAGUUCUCUGUGGUAACUUUCAGGCCUUGCUUCAGAGAGAAGAAAAUUGUGUGUAAGCCUACAAUAAACUUCUCCUGGAAGAAAUUUUUAGUGCCAAACCAUAUUUUAGAUAAAUUUGAUAAGCAAUCUAUGAAAAUUCACUGGAACAUCAUCUGAUCAUCAAAACUUCAAUGCUUGUUGGUACCAUAGAAGGCAAGAAAAGAACAAGAAGCUUGUGUGAAACUCUGUUCUCUGAUCUUUAAUUUGUACAGCUGGGAGUGGUAGAGAUGAAAGAACUGAUAUUCAACUUUGAAGAAUGAAUGCAUGACCUAUGGUUGACCAUCAGUUUGGCCAGCUGUGAACUGAUAAAAGAAAAAAUAUUGCCAUUUUUGCUUCAAUGUCCUGUGACUUUCCCUGGGUCCAGGUUAGAGUUAGGCAGCACAUUCUGACUGGCAGCCCACCACUGGCUACAGGUAAAAGACAGGAAAUUCACUGGGUUCAGGCUGGAUGCAGUCAGCUCAUCCCUGAAUCUGUGAGGGAGAUUGCCCCCAACCCCUUCCCUGGGUGCAGUCAGAAAUUUUUCAGUCCUGAAAAAGUGCACCCCCUCCAAAUUGAUUUAUGGCUCAAAUUCUCUCUAUGUCUACAAAUCCUCAGUCCAGUAGGAUGUCUUUUGGAAGCAGGAACUCUGUAUAGAUCGUGUGAAUUUGAUAACGUUUGUAGGCACUCUUAAUGCCUUUCGUGCAAUGUUCUAAUCAGAUUGAGUAUACUAUGAAGAAUAUUUAAUAUUUUGAACAAUUAAUGCAUAUUCCAAGAUAGAGUAUUAUAAACUAUGUAGCAAAAAAAGUAGAACAAAUUUUAUGAAGCAUAUGUGGAGAAAGUAGGAAUGUAAAACUAAGGUAGAUUGUUCCAAUGUGAAUCAAUUGCACAGGUCGAAACAAACUGCCCUCUGUGUUUGAAUUUGUGAGACUUAUUUCAGAUAUCAUGGAAUCAAUCUAGCCAAAUAUUGAGAUAACAUUUGAUGUUAAAAUUAUGUUGUUAAAGAUUCAUACCAAUAGACCAUGUAAGAAUGACGCUGGUGAACAAAUUGGAAUUUAACCAUAAUUUCAAUACUGGCUUCUUAUUGAUUGCAUGCUUGGAAUUCUCAUUACAAAGACUCAACAACCAGAGCUUGAUAUGAAUGCAUAUUACAUGGAUUACUAGUCAAAUAGCAUGAUUACCACAUCACAUACCUUACUAGUAUAAGGACAAAAUAGAAAACAAAAUACAAAAUUCAAUGAUAGAUUUGAUGAUUUUAUAUUAUUGACUUCAUUGAACCAGACCCCAAAUUAAGCUAAAUCAAUGCCCAAGUGCAAGGGGUAAUGCAAGUGAAUUUUUGAGCAGACAUAAAUAAAUAUUUUAAGCUCAUCACAUGGAAUAGACAUUGAAAUAGCGAAGCAGACUAUUAAAAUAAGGCUGAAAGGAAUGUAAAGUUUUCUUUUUAGGGUGAUUGGAUUUUUCCUCAUCCAUUUUCUGAUCAAACAGGUUUCCUCAUUGAUAUUCUUUUCCAACUGUUUAAAAAUAAUAUAUUGCACUUUAGAUUUCAAGAUGCUUCCAAUUAGCAAAUUAAGAUAUAACCAUGCAAUUCUGCAGUUACCUAUGUGUCAGGAGAAUUUGUGUGGUAUUAAAUGAAGGUUGCAGGUAGGUAAGUUUAAAACAAUGUAGAAGAGAUUUCAGUAGCUUCUCAAUUUUGGAUGGUCCAUGAAGGAAUGGAGAGGUUCUUGCAAAUCACAAUUUAAAUCACUUUGUGCCUAAAUUCUGCCAUGGCUUCACCCCUCAGUCUCUAAGUUCCUCCAACCAAUACCAUAUUUGAAUCCAGUAUUUUAUGAGUCACCCCUAAAUCUCUGUCCCACCAGAGAAUUCAUCACUGGAUCCUCUCCAACCACCGAGCCUCUCCACCUCCUUUAACAAGACAGAACCUCUUUUAUAGGAUCCAUUUCUUUUUCCUUUAUUGAAAAUACUAAAUGAGUGCAGGUUGCAGUUAAAUGCUAGAUAUCACCACUUCCUCCUUUCAUCGAAGAACUAUUUUUCCAAAUAUGUCAUGUAUCUAAACUUCAAAUUUAUUACUGGUCUGUACUUCAUGGACUUAAAUAGUGAUGGAGACAGAUUCAAUAGUGAGAAUGAAAUUUACUUGAGCGGGAAAGAUUUUCCAGAGUACAUGAAAAGAAUGAUGUGACAGGAAUAAUUGGGUCGCUAUUUCAAAGAUUCACUGUAAACAUAAUAGGCUGUACUGACUCCAUCUCUCAUGAAUGAUUCAAUAACCUACUUGGCGCAGUCCAAAGUCACAGCACCUGGAGACAUAUGGCAGAUCACCGUAAUUACAAUUAGAUGUAUCUACAGGUACAAUUAUCUCCCAUCAUUCAAAGAUUUUAAAACUGCUUCGGUAGAGUUUCUGAGGGAAACCGUCUCUUUUCUUGAGUGGUGAUGCAUUUAUCUCAUAUACCCUUCAUGCAAGCUGAACAAAACGUUAAGUAGGUAGGUGGGCUAGAAAAUAUACACUAGUGUUACAUGUCAAGCACACGCCUAUUAACUAAUUUUCCUUGCUCUGCAGUAGCAGGCAAUGGCAUGGAUGUGUGCUGCCUUAUCAGAGUACUAAACCACUCUGCUAGCUUGUUCACAUUUAGACACAAUGAAUGCAAAUGUAAAAAUAAUUACAUGUUUUUGUAACAAUGCAGACUAUGCUGAAUACCAUUGUGCAACUAAAUGGGAGAUAAUGCACAGGUCAAAAUACUUGCAUUUUCCCAAGCAAUUUCAGCUACUUAUAUUUAAAAAGAUUUACUUGCUAUGUGCACUGGUUUUUAAAGACCUUUCACAAUAGAUCAGUGAAGAUGGUGAUUGUCUUAAUUUCUACUAUUUUAUUUUCUUUUGCCCUUCUAGUGUGCAAGAACCUUUUUAUUUCCUUAAAUUUGCAAACUGCAGAUCUGGCAGGCCAGAGCACUUUACAGUUGUAUUCAUUCACAUUUGUUUCGCCUAAAUACAGAUGUUAAUUGUAUAUAGGGAAAUUGUUGUUGCCGUUACACUGGUUGCAUUCAGAGUACUGCAUGAAUUAUGGGAUUGUUGUCUUACAUUUAUCACAGAACUCUUGGAAUUGUAAUAAAAGACUGAAAGAUUGUAAAGGG